CCCCCUGCAGGUGCGGGCGGGGGGGCACAGCCUCUCGCAGCCCUCGGGGCACGAACAGUUCGCGGCGGUGGCGGAGCUGGUGCCGCACCCGGAAUUCCAGGGGGGAGGAGAUCCCGGAUUCCAGAGCCGAUCCCACGACCUGCUGCUCCUGCGGGUGGAGCCCCCCUUCACCUGGACCCCCCUGGUGCAGCCCCUCCCCCUCCCCGAGGACCUCCCGGACCCCGGAGAGAACUGCACGGCCAUGGGCUGGGGGAGCACUGGGGGGGAGCUGGACUCGUACCCGGACGUCCCUCAGUGUGUCACCGUGGCCGUGCUGGGUGACACCGAGUGCCAGGUGUCCUACGGGGCGCAGGUGACCGAGGACAUGCUCUGCGCCGGCGUCCCCGAGGGCGGCAAGGACUCCUGCCAGGGUGACUCCGGGGGUCCCCUCGUGUGCCAGGGGCUCCUCCAGGGCAUCGUGUCCUGGGGGGAACACCCCUGUGGGCAGCCGGGGCGCCCGGGGGUCUACGCCAGCGUCCAGUGGCACCUCCAGUGGAUCCUGGGGGUCAUCGGGGGGGCAGAGACCACCUGACCCCCCCCAGAAAAACUCUGACCCCCCCCCAAACUCACCCUGGGACCCCCCAACCCUCCUGAGACCAACCAGGACCUUCUGAGACCAACCAGGACUUGGGCUGGACCUGGAGAGGCAUCGGGGGGGAAGGGGACAGAGACCCCCCAGGGGACCUCCGAGACUUCCUGACCCCCCC
Messenger RNA from Corapipo altera (White-ruffed manakin), 746 nucleotides. Its product is annotated as kallikrein-13-like. The annotation marks the transcript as partial. The transcript is spliced from 3 exons. NCBI's taxonomy places the organism in Eukaryota, Metazoa, Chordata, Aves, Passeriformes, Pipridae. The record is from RefSeq and is a predicted model, not a curated record. Gene Ontology annotation, biological process: proteolysis. Gene Ontology annotation, molecular function: serine-type endopeptidase activity.